CUCAAGCGUUGAUGUUUCACCUCGUUUCGCUCUGCUUGCGCCGACCCACGCAACAUCGAAUACUGAUUUAGCGCUCGUCCCUGCGGUUAAUGAGUGACUACCUUUGUUCUGCGACUCCCGCCAAUUGAUUUUCGUUUUCACUUGAAACAACUAUCACCGAAAUGUAUUAUUAACACAUUACUGUUCUGUUUUGGACUUUUAGUGACGGUGUCAGGGGGUGGGGGUUCAAACUCGCUUUCACAAGGCAGGAUUCUCUUCAAGUUGCGAAGUUUAUUGGGAGGCGCUGGGUGAGGGGCCGGAGGAGGAGGUCUUUUCAAUUUCUCAUUAAUUCAGUGUGGCCCUUUCAGUUUUCUGAGGCCCGCCCACUGACCAUUAUCAGCCUUUGGGCCUUAAAUACGCCGCUUGCUUUUGGUCUGUGCACUCACUUACACACACACAUACACACACACGCAGACACACAGAUACACACACGCGUACGCUUUCCGGGCACCCACAUGAGGGAGUUCAAGAGCAAGGCGUUCUGGAGGGCCGUCCUGGCCGAGCUGGUGGGCAUGACCCUGUUCAUCUUCCUCAGCAUCGCGGCGGCCAUCGGCCAUCCGAGCGCACCGGGUCAAGAGGUCAAGGUGUCGCUGGCCUUCGGGCUGGCCAUCGCCACGCUGGCGCAGAGCCUGGGCCACAUCAGCGGCGCCCACCUAAACCCGGCCGUCACGCUGGGCAUGCUUGCAAGCUGCCAGAUCAGCGUGUUCCGGGCCGUCGCGUACGUGGUGGCCCAGUUGCUGGGCUCCAGCCUCGCCAGCGGCAUUCUGUACGGGGCGCGGCCCGCCACCACAGCUGAGCUGGGCCUUAAUAAGCUAAGCGGCAUCACCCCCAGCCAGGGCGUGGGCAUCGAGCUCCUGGCAACUUUCCAGCUGGUGCUGUGUGUCAUCGCCGUGACUGAUAAACGGAGGCGCGACGUCACCGGCUCGGCGCCCUUGGCCAUAGGCCUCUCCGUGUGCCUCGGACAUUUGGCGGCGAUCAGCUACACGGGCUGCGGCAUCAAUCCCGCGCGUACUUUCGGUCCGGCUAUGAUCCUGAAUGACUUCACCGACCACUGGGUGUACUGGGUUGGGCCCAUGUGUGGUGGCGUGGCGGCGGCUCUGGUUUACGACUUCCUGCUGUCGCCCAAGUUUGACGACUUCCCCGAACGCAUGAGGGUGCUGGUGAGCGGCCCCGUGGGCGACUACGAUGUCAACGGCGCCAACGACGCCUCCACCAUGGAAAUGGCCCCCAAAUAGUCGGUCGCGCACAUAGCUUGCCGUGCAUGUCUAUACGCUCUUGUGAAAAGAAAAAAAAGAAAGCUAUUUGUUUUAGCGUCAUUGUAUCUAGAAGCUGCAAAUGUAUUUUUGUAGCUCACGUAUACACACACACACACACACACACAUACGCUGCCCAUCUUCAAGGUUGCAGUAAGUGUAUCGACGUGUUAAAAUGUUCUCUCAUUAUCAGUAUUCUGUAUGGUGUGUUGUUAUUUUUGAAUACAAGUAUGUGCUUUCAUCACUUUUGUGUCUAUGGUAUUGAAAUGUCACUUUUUUUUAAAAGAAAUAAAGCACUUGUUUCACU
This is a messenger RNA of Hippocampus comes (tiger tail seahorse), 1599 nucleotides long. RefSeq names its product aquaporin-1. Gene Ontology annotation, cellular component: membrane. The record is from RefSeq and is a predicted model, not a curated record. NCBI's taxonomy places the organism in Eukaryota, Metazoa, Chordata, Actinopteri, Syngnathiformes, Syngnathidae. The transcript is spliced from 4 exons. Gene Ontology annotation, biological process: hyperosmotic response; carbon dioxide transmembrane transport; renal water transport. Gene Ontology annotation, molecular function: water channel activity; carbon dioxide transmembrane transporter activity; glycerol transmembrane transporter activity. The coding region runs from base 495 to 1274 and encodes 259 amino acids.